Molecule: messenger RNA, 9738 nt
Organism: Phalacrocorax carbo (great cormorant)
Lineage: Eukaryota; Metazoa; Chordata; Aves; Suliformes; Phalacrocoracidae
Source: RefSeq, a predicted model, not a curated record
CGCCGCUCCCUUCCCUUCCCUUCCCUGCGCCCCGGCCGGUGGCGGCGGGUGUAAAGGUCGGUCGGUCCGUCCGUCCGUCCGUCCGUCCGGCGGCGCCGCUCGCUGCCUGCCGGCCCCAUGCCCCGCGCCUAGCGCCGCCCGCCCCGGCCAUGUCCGCCGCGGAGCUCUACACCAAGUACACUAGAGUUUGGAUUCCUGACCCUGAUGAAGUCUGGAGAUCAGCAGAAAUUAUCAAGGAUUACAAAGAGGGAGAUAAAAGCCUUCAUCUGAAACUUGAAGAUGAAACUCUCUACGAAUAUCCUAUUGACCACCAAGGAAAUGAGCUGCCUUUCCUACGCAAUCCGGAUAUCCUGGUGGGAGAGAAUGACCUGACGGCCCUGAGCUACCUGCACGAGCCCGCAGUCCUCCACAACCUCAAAGUCAGGUUCCUCGAGUCCAACCACAUCUACACGUACUGUGGUAUUGUACUUGUUGCCAUCAAUCCAUACGAGCAGCUGCCAAUCUACGAACAAGAUGUCAUCUACGCGUACAGUGGCCAAAACAUGGGGGAUAUGGACCCUCACAUCUUUGCGGUGGCAGAGGAAGCCUAUAAGCAGAUGGCCAGGGAUGAGAAGAACCAGUCCAUCAUCGUGAGUGGGGAGUCGGGUGCUGGAAAGACAGUCUCUGCCAAGUAUGCCAUGCGUUUCUUUGCAACCGUCGGUGGUUCUGCCAGCGAGACCAAUAUCGAAGCCAAAGUCCUCGCGUCGAGCCCAAUUAUGGAGGCAAUUGGAAACGCUAAAACAACAAGAAACGACAACAGCAGUCGCUUUGGGAAAUACAUUCAGAUUGGCUUUGAUAAAAGAUACCACAUCAUUGGUGCCAACAUGAGGACGUAUCUGUUGGAAAAAUCACGAGUUGUAUUCCAGGCAGAGGACGAGCGCAACUACCACAUCUUCUAUCAGCUUUGUGCCUCAGCGAGUCUUCCAGAAUUCAAAGACCUUGGACUAACAUGUGCCGAAGACUUUUUCUACACUUCUCAGGGAGGCGACACGUCUAUCGAUGGCGUGGACGAUGCUGAUGACUUUGAGAAAACCAGGCACGCCUUCACCCUGCUUGGAGUGAAGGAGUCUCAUCAGAUGACCAUUUUUAGGAUAAUUGCCGCCAUUCUGCACCUAGGGAACUUGGAAAUCCAAGCGGAACGAGAUGGCGAUGCCUGUAGCGUAUCGAGCGAGGACGAGCACUUGAACAACUUCUGCGGCUUGCUGGGCGUGGAGCACAGCCAGAUGCAGCACUGGCUUUGCCAUCGCAAGCUCGUCACCAUGGCCGAGACCUACGUGAAGAACAUGUCUGUGCAGCAAGUGGUGAACGCCAGGAACGCCCUGGCCAAGCACAUCUACGCCCAGCUCUUCAACUGGAUCGUGCAGCACAUCAACAAGGCCCUGCACACCACCGUCAAGCAGCACUCCUUCAUUGGCGUGCUCGAUAUCUAUGGGUUUGAGACUUUUGAAGUGAAUAGCUUUGAACAGUUUUGUAUCAACUAUGCCAACGAAAAGCUCCAGCAGCAGUUCAACUCGCAUGUGUUUAAGCUGGAACAAGAAGAGUACAUGAAGGAGGGAAUCCCUUGGACUCUCAUAGACUUCUACGAUAACCAGCCCUGCAUAGACCUUAUAGAGGCGAAACUUGGCAUCUUGGACCUACUGGAUGAAGAGUGCAAGGUUCCCAAAGGCACCGACCAGAACUGGGCGCAGAAGCUGUACGACCGGCAUGCCAGCAGCCAGCACUUCCAGAAGCCCCGCAUGUCCAACACCUCCUUCAUCGUCCUGCACUUCGCCGAUAAGGUGGAGUACCAGAGCGAGGGAUUUCUGGAGAAGAACAGGGACACUGUGUACGAGGAACAGAUCAACAUCCUGAAAGCCAGCAAGUAUCAAAUGGUCGCAGAUUUAUUCCAAGACGAGAAGGAUGCUGCACCCACCACUUCCACGGGAAAGGGAACAUCCAAAAUCAGCGUCCGUUCUGCCAGACCAGUGAUCAAAGCUGCCAAUAAGGAGCACAAGAAAACGGUUGGGCACCAGUUCCGCAACUCGCUGCAUUUGCUCAUGGAGACUCUGGAUGCCACCACCCCGCACUAUGUGCGUUGCAUCAAGCCAAACGACGAGAAGCUCCCCUUUAAGUUUGAUCCGAAGAGAGCGGUGCAGCAGCUGAGAGCUUGUGGAGUGCUGGAGACCAUCCGCAUAAGUGCAGCUGGAUUCCCGUCCAGAUGGUCCUACCACGACUUUUUCAAUAGGUAUCGUGUUCUUAUGAAAAAGAGAGACCUCUCUAAGCACGACAAGAAGCAGAUCUGUCAGACCUUGUUGGAAGACCUCAUUAAGGAUCCAGACAAGUUCCAGUUUGGACGUACCAAGAUCUUUUUCCGUGCAGGCCAGGUGGCAUAUCUGGAGAAACUGCGAGCAGAUAAGUUCAGAGCUGCCACAAUCAUAAUUCAGAAGACGGUGCGGGGCUGGCUGCAGAGGGUCAAGUACAAAAGGCUGAGACAAGCUGCAAUCAUCAUCCAGCGCUACACACGUGGGCACCAGGCACGGAGACUUGCUGAGCACCUGAGGAGGACGAGAGCUGCCAUCAUCUUCCAGAAGCAGUACCGAAUGCUGCGGAUCCUCCGAGCUUUCCAGAGGGUCCGCAACGCAACCAUCACCAUUCAGGCUUUUGCUCGGGGCCUGUUUGUCAGGAGGAUUUAUCGCAAGAUCCUGGCGGAGCACAAAGCCACCAUCCUCCAGAAGUAUGCCCGUGGCUGGCUGGCCCGCACUCGCUUCCGCCGGGUCAGGAGUGCCACCAUCACCCUGCAGUGCUACUACCGGCGCAUGAAGGCCAGGCAGGAGCUGAAGGCGCUGAAGAUCGAGGCCCGCUCAGCACAGCACCUGAAGAAGCUCAACAUUGGCAUGGAGAACAAGGUGGUCCAGCUUCAAAGGAAGAUCGAUGAGCAGAACAAGGAAUACAAACUUCUGAACGAGCAGCUCUCUAUGCUGACGUCUGCCCACUCCUCCGAGGUGGAAAAGCUGAAGAAGGAACUGGUGCAAUAUCAGCAGAGCCACCAAGGUGAUGGCAACCAGCUUGUCAGCUUGCAAAAAGAGAUGGAGCACUUGCAGCUGGAGCUUGAAAAAGCUCAUGGUGAGAGGAAGGUCGUGGAAGACAGCUACGUUAAGGAGAAAGACCUACUGAGAAAGCGCAUAUCUGACUUGGAAGAAGAAAAUGCUCUCCUGAAGCAGGAAAAAGAGGAGCUUAACAGCAGGAUCCUGUGUCAAUCUGAAGAUGAAUUUGCACGAAGCACGGUUGAAGAAAAUAUCCAGAUGAAGAAAGAGCUGGAAGAAGAGAGGUCUCGUUAUCAGAACCUGAUAAAAGAGUAUUCAAGGCUGGAGCAGAGAUAUGACAACUUGCGGGAUGAAAUGACUAUUAUAAAGCAAGCACCAGGGCACAGAAGAAACCCAUCCAACCAGAGCAGUCUGGAGUCUGAUUCCAACUAUCCAUCCAUAUCAACCUCUGAGAUAGGAGACACCGAGGAUGUAAUACAACAAGUGGAGGAGGUUGGGAUGGAGAAAGCUGCCAUGGACAUGACCCUCUUCCUAAAGCUACAGAAGCGAGUGAGGGAGCUCGAGCAGGAGAGGAAAAAGCUGCAAAUCCAGCUGGAGAAAAAGGAGCAAGAGAGCAAGAAAUCCCAGGUAAUCGAAAUGAAGACUGAAGUGACUUCGGACCGUGAAGAUUUUGCAUACAACAGUCUGAAGAGGCAAGAGCUGGAGUCUGAGAACAAGAAGCUGAAAAAUGAACUUAAUGAGCUGAGGAAGGCUAUCGCAGAUCGAGCAACCCAGAACAACUCAUCUAAUGAUAUUCAGGACAGUUAUAACCUCUUACUGAAUCAGCUGAAAUCGGCCAACGAGGAGUUGGAAGUGCGGAAAGAAGAGGUGCUCAUCCUGAGGUCGCAGAUUAUGAAGGCAGCCCAGCAAAAAGAGACAGGCAAAAACAUGGAGAGCAUCAGCACCAAUGCCAACUGGCCGAACAGUGACAAGCACGUUGAUCAAGAGGACGCGAUUGAAGCCUACCAGGGGAUGUGCGAGACGAACCGGUUACUGGAAGCACAGCUCCAGGAUCAGAGAAGAGAGUAUGAGGAGGAGGUAGAAGCCCUGAAAAACCAGGUGGAUGCAAUGAAAGAAGAGAUGGAGAAACAGCAGCAGGCUUUCCUGCAAAACCUGCAGCUGUCUCCAGAGGCCCAGGUGGAGUUUGGACUUCAGCAAGAAAUUACACGUCUCACCAAUGAAAAUCUGGAUCUUAAAGAAUUGCUAGAGAAGUUGGAAAAGAAUGAAAAGAAGCUGAAGAAGCAGCUGAAGAUUUACAUGAAGAAGGUCCAAGAUUUUGAAGCAUCCCAAGCCAUGGUACCAGCGGAGAGGAGGCGGCACGAGCGUAACAUGCAAGUCGCUGUCCAGAGAAAGGAGAAAGAUUUUCAGGGCAUGUUGGAAUAUUAUAAAGAAGAUGAGCCACUCCUCAUCCGAAACCUCAUUACAGAUCUCAAGCCCCAGGCAGUGUCUGCUACUGUUCCCUGCCUUCCCGCCUAUAUCCUCUACAUGUGCAUCAGACACGCGGAUUAUAUCAACGAUGACCAGAAAGUGCACUCCUUGCUCACCUCCACCAUCAAUGGCAUUAAGAAAGUGUUGAAGAAACACAAUGAUGAUUUUGAGAUGACGUCGUUUUGGCUGGCAAAUACGUGUCGCCUCCUGCACUGUUUAAAGCAGUACAGCGGAGAUGCGGGUUUCAUGACACAAAACACGCCUAAGCAGAACGAGCACUGUCUGAAGAACUUUGACCUGACCGAGUACCGCCAGGUGCUGAGCCACCUCUCCAUCCAGAUCUACCAGCAGCUCAUUAAGAUAGCAGAGGGCGUACUCCAGCCCAUGAUCGUGUCUGCAGUGUUGGAAAAUGAGAGUAUCCAAGGGCUUUCUGGUGUUAAGCCGAUGGGCUACAGGAAUCGCUCCUCCAGCAUGGCAGAUGGUGACAGCACCUACAGCUUAGACUCAAUAAUUCGCCAGCUGAACACAUUCCACAGCAUCAUGUGCGACCAGGGUCUGGACCCAGAGAUCGUGCAGCAGGUCUUCAAGCAGCUCUUCUACAUGAUCAACGCGGUCGCCCUGAACAACCUCCUGCUGAGGAAGGAUGUCUGCUCAUGGAGCACGGGCAUGCAGCUAAGGUUUAACAUAAGCCAGCUGGAGGAAUGGCUGCGUGGGAAGAAUCUGCAGCAGAGUGGGGCGGCACAAACUUUGGAGCCCUUGAUUCAGGCAGCCCAGCUUCUGCAGCUGAAAAAGAAAACCUCGGAAGAUGCCGAGGCCAUCUGCUCCUUGUGCACGUCGCUCACGACACAGCAGAUUGUAAAGAUACUUAAUCUCUACACUCCUGUGAAUGAGUUUGAAGAACGCGUGACAGUAGCUUUCAUACGAGACAUACAGAUGCACUUGCAAGAGCGAAACGAUCCUCCGCAGCUGCUGUUAGACUUCAAGCACAUGUUCCCAGUUUUGUUUCCAUUCAACCCAUCCUCCAUAACCAUGGACUCGAUUCAUCUCCCUGCUUCUCUCAAGUUGGAAUUUCUCAAUAAAGUCUGAAGAAAGUAUAUUUAAGCCCACCUCUCCUACCCAGAGAGCUCCAGCGAAGAAAAGAAAAUCACAAAUGGGAUUUAAGGAGCUUUUUAAAUAUGGACCAAACAGGUUUAUGGAAGAACCAAUACACAAUAAUAAACGGAUGCUAAACUGUACAGUAAAAAAGAGACUGAUCUGUAUGUGAUUUUUUUGGUAAUUUGCAGCUCAGAAUAAGGAUACUUGAAAUGUAGAUUUAUUUUUUACUGCCUGAUUUUUACGUUGACAUAGUUCAAUGCCCAUAAUCAUCUCCAAAAACCACUAACAAAAAAAAAAUGGUGAGUGGGAGACAACUUUGAUCUUCACAGGUGUCUAUGAAGAAAUGACAGUUAAAUGAAAACCAGAAUCUGAGACACUUACACUGCCUCGAAGGACAUGCAAUUUGUCUAAGACCUAGGCGGUUUGGUAUGUAUUAAUAAGGGGACAUGCAAUUCUGCCUCUUGUUCUCGCUAGCAACUGUCACGAUAGCGAGUUCAGAAAGCAAACUGCAGAAGGUGCAAUACGUAUUUAUCGUGCCGGUUAAGGUAACGGGCUUGGCCUUCCACUGGCGUGGAAUUUAUCACCAAUUCCAUGUUUCAGAUGUGCUAUUGCUCCUCCUAACUACAUCCACGGCACCUGCUUCAUGGGCAUUCCAAUAAAUUGGCAGUUUGGACUUUCUUCCUUACCAAAUUUACAUUAGUGACUCGCAAAGGUUUUGUCCUAGUGAAAUAAUCUCAAGACAAAGGCCUUUAGGCCUCCUGCUUUCUAGUACAGGUGAGGAUCACCCUGAUCCCUGCUGUUGGCUUUCCCUGUGCUUUUAAAAGUCAAAAAGCUUUCAUCCCAUGGCAAUUGAGGUUCUGAGACCUCUUACAUGGCCUGUAUCGGAAUCUCAGGCAGAGAUAAGACAUGCUAAGGCAGCCCAGUUUAAUCAUCGGGUCCCCGGUCCUACCCAGGUCAGUGGGUUAGUCCUAGCCACAGCAUUCCAUGGGAAAAAACGCAUUCAGUUCAGUGGCCAUCCGGAAUUUUACCAGUUGUGAAGGUACAGCGCUCAGAUAAAUGAAGAAUACUUACACAAAAAAAAAAAGUUUUAAACCAAAAGGGAAUGGAUAAGCAAGGAAGUGUUUUCACACAAAAAAAAUUGUAAGACAGUGUGUUAGUCGUGUAAGCCAUUUCUUUUAAGAGUGAACUCUUUGUCUACAACAACCUGAAAUGAAUAAUUGGUUUUGUCGAAGCAGAUCUUAACUGCCCUGCUUUGGGGGUUGCAGCUCCUGAAGUCUUGGCAAUUCCACAAUGAUUAAGAGCUUUCAGGGGAAAAAAAAAACCAACAAAACUCUCUCUGCAUCCAACUAAUUUUAAAUCAUAUCCAAACGGCAAAUUUAGGAUCAGGUACCCUGUCUGCUCAGAGGAUUAAAAUAGAAUGUGAAGUCUAAAUCCCACCAUGUUGCAGUCACCUCUUUAGAUAAGGUGUUUUGAUUCAAACAUCAUGUACAUAAUCUAUGUAUAUACAAACUGUAUUAGUCCUGUAUGUACUAUAUCUGUAUAUUACUGACCAAAAGCACAUUUUUAGAGAAAAGGUUGCGUGCGGUGAAGAAUUAAGUUGGCCUAAGCCAGUGGGUAAAUACCUUGUUUCAAAAGGACAGUGGUUUCGUGCGGCUGUUACCGGUGAAGGGCAGAUUUAAGGCCAUUCCCUAGGGAGAAUUUCUCUUUUCCCCUAAGUGUCACCCAACUAAUUGUAGAAGAAAAUGAGUUGCUUGCACAGUACCAGCACUACCUCCAAACGACGGUCCCUGAGCGUUUGCUUCUACGGCGAAUAUUCAGUAGUGCCUUUGUCUCCCCUUCAUAUCCCAUACGGAUAACGCCACCAUUUUGCUGUCUGUGCCCAGCAAGCCCACGCUCUUCUGUCACUUGCCCAUCUACAAUAUUUUUAUUUAUUGUACCUACCUCUUUUCACAUCUUGCAAGUGAAUGUUUUUGCAGUGCUCUGAAUUUAAUUUUUUUUCUUGUAUCUUAUCCCUUUUCUUCCACACUGUAGUAGUCAUCGCAGUUUAAAAAUAAAAAAAAAAUCAAUUUGAAGGAGAAUUUGGUCUUUCUGUGAGGCGGUUUUAACAUAGAGCUAUUCCUCAGAAUUCUUCUUAGGCCAGCAGGUUCCCCUCAGGCAUUCAGGUCUCUACCUCUCUCUGAUGUCAAUUAUUCAGAGCAAAAUUCCCAACAGGUGGAUUAAACCAGUGCUUAUCGUUCAGACUAAAUGACAGGUUGCCGCAGAAUCCUCUUCCGCAACGAUUUUGUUGCUGAUCACAGUUAUAAAACGUGGUUGAUGGUCUUCUAGGGGAUGAGGGUCUUUCACUGGCGUUUUCAGGAUCAUAAUUCAUAUGUAUCACAAAGAGACUUUCUUAAAAACUCUUGGUACAUAUAGAUGGGAAUUGGAAUUUCAUGUCUCUGUCUGCAGUAAUAUAGUUUACCCACUAAAAUCUAUCCGGAAGAGGACUCUGUAUGAAAUAUCUGUAAUGUGUUAUUUUUUCUGUUAGCAAUUUUAAAAAUUUGUUUUUAAAUGUUAAUUUUGUUGAAUUGCUGUGCUGAAGCACGCCUUUCUUUUCUCAGAUUGUCACUUCUUUAGUUAAAAAGCAAAUUUAGCACAAAGCAUGGCUUUGAGAAAGCUGGCUGUUUUCCAGACCUGUCUUUAUUUUUAAAUAUUGAUUAUUAAGUUGAGUGUUUUCCCACUGAGUGCCUUUAGCUGUUACUAAGGUAACUGACUUCUCAACUGCUGUUUCUCUGAAACAAGCGUUAAAACGUGGGAAUAUUUUUCUUGUUCUGUCCUUAAAACUUGUCUGUGGAUUAGUAAAUUUACUUAUAAAAUCUCACUCUGAGGUCUGCAAAAACACUUUGAAGUUCCUCAGAAAAAGCCAACACUAACCCAUGCUGAUUUUUUGCAUGUAUAAUGUAUCUCAGAAAAGCACUAUUGGGAAUAAAGAAAAAACAAAAAUGAAACCCCCAAAAACCCAAAUCACACAAACCAUCACCACGAAACCAACGCUUCAAACGCGAGUUCAGGCACGUGCUGGCUGAGCUACGAAAAGCAUCCAGAACAACCGAUGCGCUCCAUUUUCACCAAAAACUUGCUCUGAUUAUUUUUUCUUUUCUUUUAUUGGCAUUUUGUAGCUGAGGCUGCUUAUCUUUUGGCUGGUAAAGCUGUUGUUGUAGUUGACUGUAGAAGAGAACGUGAGACCUCAAGAUUGAAUUUAUGCAAUCCUACAGUAUAAACCUUUUUUUGCUCAUACAACUUAUUCCACUUUAUUUAAACAGACUUUCUUGUAUGAGUGAAAAAGUGACAAAACUGUGGGUGUGUUGCAGAGUUUAAGCAUACGUAGUGGCCACCUUUCCCGAUACCGCAGCUUCAACACCGCGAUCACGAGCGUUUGCGAGAUACGACCCUCCGUUUUGUGUCAUUUGCAAAAGGUACAAGUGACAGACGCGCUUGAAACAACAGGUUGUUUUCCUCAAUUUUCAACACUAAAUGAACAAAACUGUGCAAACGUGGUCUGUCAGACCAUAUUUGACUGAAAAAUUAGCAUUUUGUCAUUGCAUAUAAAUAUAACCUAAUUAAAAUGAAUUGCAUGAACUGUCUCGAACAUGUUCCCUCCAACUUUAUUGAUUCACAUAUAUUCAUGAUAGAUCAAUUUUGUUUUUCUUGAAGGAAGUUCUAGCAACGUAGAUGUUAAGUAAAACAACCCAGAGGACAUAUUCCCCAAUGCAUAUACAAUUUAUUUAAAAAUGUAAAUGCCAGUGGGCAAAAACUUUCAAAUUAAGCUGAAAUUAGAAAAAAGCAAAUUAUCAAAAAAUGUGCUACUACAGUGCAAUGUCUGUUUUGUUUGUUUGGGGGUUUGGAGGGGGUGUGAAGCCUCAUUACCGUAACAAGCAGAAGGAAUAGCUGCUCUCAAAGAAGUUGAAUGACAUACAGGAGUGAAUUCUGUAGACUAAAUACUACUGGUUAUAAAAUAUUUUUCCAUUUUGAACAAAUCUGUAAACUACACCUUUGUUUAUAGAAAAAUGCUUGUAAUAGUCACUGUAAUAUUCAGCUGUGGAUAAAAACAAUUGUGAAAUAAACACUUUUGAAGAAA